AAAUUAUGGUGUUUGUCUGUUUAUAAGCGUUUAUUUUAAUUAUUAAUUUAAGUUUUUAAUGAUUGACUUGUAAAUACUUUAAAUGAAAAAUGACAGAUAAAUUAUUUACCUCAAAUAAAAAAUCAAUACUAUUCAACUUGAUAGGUUUUGACCAUCGUUAUUAUUUUGAACUCGCGCGCAAAAUAGAGCAACAUGGUGGCAAAGUUUCAUUACCAGAUAAAUUUAAUCCUGAAGCAAUGACAAUUGUCAACACAGACAUUUGUUACACUCUUAAAUAUAUCCUAGACAGUAUAGAGAAUGAUUCGCUGGUCGAUGCACAAAAUUACUGUUUAAAAUAUAUUCUUGAAAGUAUAACCGAAAAUAACAAUAACAAAAACAACUCCUGCGAUGAUUUGAGUAUAACAACCAUGGCUUCCGAGGGAGAUAUUUUCAAUGACCAGACGAGUAGCAUGUUUUUUGAAGAUAAAUGCCUAGAAGAAUCACCUGAUCUCUUACAUAUGGAAAGUGAAGUAACUGACGAAGAGACUGAUGAGGAAGUAAUUGAUGAAACAAGUGACAGAAAUUUAACUGCGAUGAGAGAAACUGUCGAAGAAGUGGGUAGAAGACAAUCUCCAUCACAUUCACUAGUGAAUGAAACUUUUCAAAGUGAUGAUAACGAUGACAUUGUACCCAAUUCUGAUGAUGAGACCAUAAGAAGGUACGAAAGUCACAAUAGAGCAAAAACACAGUGGAAUGAUGAUAACGAUGACAUUGUAGCCAAUUCCCAUGAUGAAUCCAUAAGGAGGUACGAAAGUCAUAAUAGUGCAAAAAGACAGUGGAAUGAUGGAGUGGAUUCAUCCAGCAGUGAAAGUGGUGAGGAUUCACAUAAAACUAAUAAAAGAAGGAAAAUAGCGCGGUCAGUCACCUUAAGUUCUACAAGUGAUGUUGAUCUGACUGACGAUAGCGAGGAUCAACCAGAAAGAUCUGAAGAACCAUUAGAUAAAUCUGAUCAUUUAAAUAAAAAAAAAACAAUGAUUGUAAUGAAUAGAACGACAUAUCUAUGUUCUCCACCUACAUCCGAUGAUGAAUCUGCAGAAGACACAAACACUGAUAAAAUCCGUCGAAAAAAAAAGUCAAUGAAGAAUAAGAAUUUACGAAAUAAGGUUCCUAAUGAAAUUAUCGAGUCGAAAGCAAAUACAAAUGAAGAGCUACAACAACAAAAGGCUCCAGAUAAAACUAAGUGUAAUACACAAGAGACACAUCGGAACAAUGUUGAACUUAAUUCCGAUACAAAUUUCCCUGAUACUUUAGACGAUCGUGUUAAUAAUCCUAGCAUUUCAUCAGAAGCUGAACUGGUUAACCCAAUUCAUGCAAAGUGGUUAGAUGAUCAUCAAAAAAGGAUAGAAGAGUUUAAGAAUUUCAAAGGUCGUAAAGGUGAUUACUACUCGAAGUCGGAAGAAAUCGGAAUAUUUUGGUGGUUGAUAAAGAACGAUAAAAUUGACCAAGUAGGAAGCGAGGGGACUUUUAAACAGUUGAUCGAGGAUGGUUAUCUAACUCAUCGGUCCUGCAAAGGAAUAUACAAUCAUUUUCGUAGACAAAUGCUCAGUAGACUCCCUGCGUUUAAAUUACCCGAUGAUAUAUACAAAAAAUUAAAACUUUACGUUAAUGGCUUACAAUCGAUAUAAUUGGGUAAUAAUAAAAAAAACUUUUAAAAUAAUAAAUUAAAUUCAUCAAAAUUACAGACUUAAAAAAUAAUGCAAGAUUUAGGAAUGAAAUAAACAAAGUAUUGAUGGAUAUAAUUACUUCUAUUUUUUAA
Cotesia glomerata is the source of this 1795-nucleotide messenger RNA. Its product is annotated as protein PFC0760c-like. The transcript is spliced from 8 exons. The record is from RefSeq and is a predicted model, not a curated record. The coding region runs from base 90 to 1664 and encodes 524 amino acids. Lineage: Eukaryota; Metazoa; Arthropoda; Insecta; Hymenoptera; Braconidae.